CAACCCUCCUCGCUUUCCGCAGGGAUCGCUCGCGCAGGAAUCACCGCUGAAUCCUGAUUUUUCGUCGAAAGAUUCGCUCUUUGGUCGUUCCACGAAACAAAAAAAAAAUCUCAUUUUGGUGAUGGAAGCACAGAGUUCCCAUUCCUCGCAGAUCAUUGAUAUUAAUUUAGAUUUGCCAGGGGAUGAACCUAGCAUAAACCGUAACAAGAUAUGUAGUGGCAGUGCAUGUGGUUUCUCUGAUUCCCGAUCAAACUCAAAAGAUGCCCAAGAGAGAUUCACUUCUAUGCGCAAGCUACUAAUAGCUGUUGUCCUAUGCAUCAUUUUCAUGUCCGUUGAAGUUGUUGGAGGUAUUAAAGCAAACAGUCUUGCAAUUCUGACUGAUGCGACACAUCUCCUCUCCGAUGUUGCUGCUUUUGCCAUCUCAUUAUUCUCCAUAUGGGCAUCAGGAUGGGAAGCAACACCACGUCAAUCUUAUGGCUUCUUCCGUAUAGAAAUUCUUGGAGCUCUGGUGUCUAUCCAGCUUAUUUGGCUCUUAACUGGCAUCCUAGUUUUUGAAGCUAUUGCAAGAUUGCUCCAUGACACAGGUGAAGUGCAAGGUGUCUUGAUGUUUAUUGUAUCAGCCUUUGGUUUGGUUGUUAAUAUUGUUAUGGCUGUCUUGCUUGGACAUGACCAUGGCCAUGGCCACGGCCAUGGUGGGCAUGAUCAUGGUCAUGGCAGCCAUGGUGAUGGUCAUGAUGAGCAUGGCCACGUUCACAGUCAUGUAAACCAUGGUCACACUCAUCAUCAUGAUGAUCACGAUCAUGAUCACGAACAUGAUGCAGAGCAUGGUCAUAGCCAUGCCACUGGCCACAAUCAUGCAGAGGAUUCCAGAAACAAGGAACAUCUUAAACCUCUGCUGCACCAAUCUGAAGAAGCCCCAGCCAGCAGAGAAGAUGCUAAAGAGAAAACAAGAAACAUUAAUGUGCAUAGUGCCUAUCUCCACGUCCUUGGUGACUCCGUCCAGAGCAUAGGCGUGAUGAUCGGAGGGGCAAUAAUAUGGUGGAAGCCUGAAUGGAAGAUAAUCGAUAUGUUAUGCACGCUUGUCUUUUCUGUCAUCGUUCUGGUAACAACGAUCAAGAUGCUUAGGGACAUACUUGAGGUCUUGAUGGAGAGCACCCCACGGCAAAUCGAUGCAACCAAACUUGAACAGGGGCUUUGUCAGUUGGAUGGUGUUGUGGCCAUUCAUGAGCUGCACAUAUGGGCAAUCACUGUAGGGAAGGUUCUUCUAGCAUGCCAUGUGACGAUCACUCAAGAAGCAGAUGCUGAUCUUGUACUCGAUAUGGUGAUUGGGUAUAUCAAAAGGGAGUAUAACAUCAGUCACGUAACCAUCCAAAUAGAACGGCAAUAGAUCCAGUUGUGGCUGACUGCUGCUAGUGCUAGCUAGUUUCCAUUUCAUGUUCAUUCUUCCAUUGCUUCAAUCGGCUAUUAUUGUCUUUUGCUUAUGCUCCUUCCUGUGGUGAUGUCAAACUGCAACUGAUUCAAGAGUUAGAUGGUUUGGAUGGUUCUGUGGUACAUCUCUGGCUGGUAUCUACUGCAAGUUAUUCCAAAGUGCAGCCUUUUUUGUAUCUCAUGCCAUCUAUCAUGUGGUAGUUGGUUGACUUCCCAUUUUCAGCCGAAUUUUGUAUAUGUAGCAAGAACAUCAUGUCAGUUUGUGCUGUAAAAUGUGGUUCAUCAUUCCUGCAAAGACAAUGCCUUAAUGUGGUUCAUAGUACUUUUUCUUGA
This is a messenger RNA of Musa acuminata subsp. malaccensis (wild Malaysian banana), 1761 nucleotides long. RefSeq names its product metal tolerance protein 1. Lineage: Eukaryota; Viridiplantae; Streptophyta; Magnoliopsida; Zingiberales; Musaceae. The record is from RefSeq and is a predicted model, not a curated record. Gene Ontology annotation, cellular component: vacuole; plasma membrane. Gene Ontology annotation, biological process: zinc ion transmembrane transport. Gene Ontology annotation, molecular function: zinc ion transmembrane transporter activity.